This is a messenger RNA of Brassica oleracea var. oleracea, 1464 nucleotides long. RefSeq lists its product as uncharacterized. The record is from RefSeq and is a predicted model, not a curated record. NCBI's taxonomy places the organism in Eukaryota, Viridiplantae, Streptophyta, Magnoliopsida, Brassicales, Brassicaceae. The coding region runs from base 1 to 1464 and encodes 487 amino acids. The transcript is spliced from 3 exons.
AUGGAGAACGAGGACGGAGGCGGACGCGAAAACCGCCGCAAAAGCUUACGACAAUCAAAAAAUUCCGGCGUCGUUGUAGGGGGAAGCGUAUCUCCCCGUAGGAACUCCCGCAAUAGAACCACGUCGCCGGAGGAUGAAGCGACUGGGAUGGCUAAGCGUUUGUCUAAACAACCCGCGACUGAGAAAGACGGGUGCGACGAAAUUGCAAAGCGUUUGCCGGAGAGGCUUUUUGCGACCGAUCGAUUCCCGAGCGAGAGGGUUAAUAUGUACUCGACUGUCGAUUUUCUGUUGUGGGUUCGCGACGUGCUUAGGGGAACUCCGGAGAUGGAAUUGUUGUUGGGAUCUUGUUUUGGAGGUCUAUUUCGGAUUCCCGCCCUGAGGCUUUUCGCCGGAAAAGUUGUGCACAGUAUGAUGACGCGGCAAGUUGUUACGAAAAAAAAGUACGAGAUGUGGCCCGUUUUUGGUGGAAAACCACUGCGUUUCUCUCUUGUGGAGUUCGGUGAGGUUACGGGAUUGCCCUGUGGCGAGUUCGAAGAUGGCUACAGCUUUGAUUACCAACUCCAGGCGAAGGACGAUAAUUAUGAGUUCUGGGGGAGGUUAAUUGGAAGGAACCGCAACGCGACUGUGGAGGAUCUCAUGGCGAUGGUGGAAAGCGACCCGCAGAUGUCUGGGGAGAAGAAACUGAAGCUCUGUUUGAUAGUUAUUGUUGAUGGUGUGUUGGUGGCGACCUUGCAGAAACCAAAGCCAACUCUAAAAUAUGUCAAGUUGCUGGAAAACCUUGAUGAGUUUUUUGACUUCCCAUGGGGGAGGGAGUCAUUUAUGUGGACGCUUAGUACUCUGAAGCCGCCCCCGAAGGUGUUCGGUAAGCUUGAAGACCCCCUAGGUGUUUUUUGCCAAAAACUAAGGCAGCAGACAGUGAAAACUGUAGGCUUCCCUUUGGCAUUGCAAUUGGUAGCAUUCCGAUGCGUUCCUCGUUUGGCGUCGUUUGUCGGAGGCGACGAUUCCGUAACUAUUAUGGACUACCCAGAGAAAGCAAUGCCUCUACAUGCCGGUCUUAGUGUGGCGCAUAUUAGGAAAGCUGAGCAUGACCCUUUGUUGAUAGUAGAGCCAAUGUUGGAGAUUAGCGGGGAUCAUGACGAUAGGUGGGGAUUAUGGGAUGACGAGACUUACGACAAGAAGGUGGAUUACAUGGUUCAGUUGUUGAAGAAUGGUCAUAUUUUUGUGAAGGAAAACUGGUUAGGUGGUGAUGCCCUCGACCCCUUGUUUGUUUAUGAGGAAAAACCCAAAACCCCGAAGAGGAAGAAAAACUUGGCAGCUGAGCCGGAGCCAAUACGAAAACAACGUAUAGUGUUGAUUGCAAAUAACAUAAGUCAAGCAGUGAAACGUCUUCAACAAAAGCAACUCAGGCAAUCCAAAAAGCAAUAUCCAAAAAUACAACCCAAUUAUAGGGGAAAAAGUGCUUGA